Neofelis nebulosa (Clouded leopard) is the source of this 8643-nucleotide messenger RNA. It is a transcript of the gene PAWR, whose product is annotated as pro-apoptotic WT1 regulator. The coding region runs from base 273 to 1304 and encodes 343 amino acids. The transcript has 6 exons. Gene Ontology annotation, cellular component: cytoplasm. The record is from RefSeq and is a predicted model, not a curated record. Gene Ontology annotation, biological process: positive regulation of apoptotic process; apoptotic process. Lineage: Eukaryota; Metazoa; Chordata; Mammalia; Carnivora; Felidae.
CGGGGACUGGUCGCCGCGCUGUGCGGGGGCGGGGGGCUCCGAGGCGGGUCGCGGGGGCAGCCCCUCAGGCCAGGCGAGGACCUUAACGCUUCCCUUCCCCGCCCCCUUUUGUGUUUCCCCUCAGACCCGCGGGCCGCUGGGGGAGCCGAGGCCGCCCCCGCGCUCGGGGGUCGUUCCCUCGCAUCCUCCGGGCCGCGGGAGGGCAGAGGCGGCGGCGGCCGGAGCCGGGCCGGGCGGCCUGAGGUGAGAGCCCGGCCGGCCCCGCUGGGAAUAUGGCGACCGGUGGCUACCGGACCGGCGGCAGCGGCGGCAGCACCACCGACUUCCUGGAGGAGUGGAAGGCGAAGCGCGAGAAGAUGCGCGCCAAGCAGAACCCCCCGGGCCCGGCCGCCCCGGGCGGGGGCAGCAGUGACGCGAGCGGGAAGCCCCCGGCGGGGGGUUUGGGCACCUCGGCCGCCGCCGCGGCCAACGAGCUCAACAACAACCUCCCGGGCGGCGCGGCCGCACCUGCCGCCCCCGGCUCCGGGGGCGUGAACUGCGCCGUGGGCCCCGCGGCGCUGCCCCGCUCCGCCCCCGGCCCCCGGCGGCCCGAGGACGAGCCGCCUCCCACCGCCGCGGCCGCGGUCUCCGCCUCGGGGGCACCGCCGGCCCGGGGAGACGACGAGGAGCGGGACGGCGCCCAGGACAAGGGCAAGAGCUCGGGCCCCAGUGCCAGGAAGGGCAAGGGGCAGAUCGAGAAGAGAAAGCUGCGCGAGAAGCGUCGCUCCACCGGCGUGGUCAACAUCCCCGCGGCAGAGUGCUUAGAUGAAUAUGAAGACGAUGAAGCAGGGCAGAAAGAGCGGAAACGAGAAGAUGCCAUUACACAACAGAACACGAUGCAGAAUGAAGCUGCCAGCUUAUUAGAUCCAGGCAGUUCUUAUCUGCUACAAGAGCCAUCUAGAACAGUUUCAGGCAGAUAUAAAAGCACAACUACUGCCUCUGAAGAAGAUGUCUCAAGUAGAUAUCCCCGAACAGAUAGAAGUGGGUUCAGCAGAUAUAAUAGGGAUGCAAAUGCUUCAGGUAAUUUGGUCUCAAGUAGCAUGUUGGAAAAGAAAAUUGAAGAUCUUGAAAAGGAAGUAGUAAGAGAAAGACAAGAAAACUUAAGACUUGUGAGACUAAUGCAAGAUAAAGAGGAAAUGAUUGGAAAACUCAAGGAAGAAAUUGAUUUGUUAAAUAGAGACCUAGAUGACAUAGAAGAUGAAAAUGAACAACUAAAGCAAGAAAAUAAAACUCUUUUGAAAGUUGUUGGUCAGCUAACAAGGUAGAAGAUUCAAGUCCCAGUGUGGAAAAAAUAUUUUAGAACUACUGAUUGAAUGUUAUGGUUAAUGCUAGGAUAAUAUUCCUAUGCUGCAAUACAUUAAGUAUGUAUAUUUAUUUCUAGAAAACAGUGGAUGUUUAUUUUCAAGAUACUUCUUUUUCAUUAUUUCAUAAGAGUAUCAACCUUCAAUUUCACAAUUCAGUAACAUCUUUCAGUUAUUAAAAUGGCAGGUUAUGCCUCUUUUGGUUUUGUGUGGUAUUCAAAUAAUAUAUGGUAUAAAGUCACAACCAUUUGAAAAAUUUUAUCUAUGGUAGUGUAUUUUCUCCCUGAAGGAAUAUACAUGGUCUUUGUUUACAUGAAUUCACAUACUUUUGGGGAGUUACCUGCAAAUGCCUUAUUACUGAUGUGUGCAAACUUUUAUGUGUUGUUGAUUCACUCAGAAACUCGUUUCUACUGUCAUUUGUUCUUUCAACUUAUUUUCAGCAAUUUAGAGAGUGUCACACCGUUUUGUGUAAUGGUCAUCUUUAAAAAGGAAAGCUGUUAGGACAAGUCACUUAAUACCAUGACUAGUUGGCUAAAGAAAAAAUAUUAGAGAAUACUUGAAUUGUGCUGCAGUACAUUAAAAUAUACAGUUUUGUAUCUGAAUGUUGAAAACAAAUUUAAAUCACUUCUGAAAAACAUACAAUUAUAAUUUCAUUAUAAAAUUUCUUGGGUAGGUCCUACCUUUUUUAUUAUUUCAAGGUUUAUAAGUGAACAUGGGAUAUUAAAAAGUUGUUUAUUCAUCAGUCCUGGAGAGUGUGUACAAUUUCAAUGUAUAAAAAAUAAUCCAUAUUUUUAAUUAUCAUUUGCAUUAAAUAAAAACCAAAAUAUUUAUCCACAAAAACAUUUAUAUUUAUAUUUACAAAACAGUACAUAAACAAAAAUAGUACCAAAAUACUUUCCUUAUUUCUAACUUGGAGAAUAAUAACACUGUGAUACAGUGGUCUCAUGUGAAAGAAUUAUUCCCCUACCUCAAAUUUAAGGGAUUUUCUUUCCAACAUUGGAUUUUUAAAAACAAUUUUUAAAAAUUUUGAAGAAUUAUACAAAUUUUCUAUUAAAUAUUAUUAAUGUUUAGAGUUGUUUUAUAUUAUAUUUUCAUGCUGAGUAAGGAAACCCCCUCUUUUAAAAUAUGUUAACAUUAAGAAAUGUCUGUCUGAUAGUUGAAUUGUAAACCGUAUACAGAUAAUCCUUUUGUCCAGUUAAACAUAGUAAAACCCAUUUUGGGUACCCUGCUGACUCUUUUUCUUCACUUGCCAAUUUCCUUCAUUAUUGACUAUUAGAAAAAUAGGGAAGUGAAACAGUUGGACCAAAUGUAGAGUAAAUUUUGAAUUUUAAAACUCCUUGUGGUUAGAUUGGCUUCUCACUUGAGAAGUUUCAACCUUGGCUAAUCAUCAGGAUCACUUGGGUUGCUAACAAAGAAUUCCCUGGCUGUAAUUUCUAGCUAGAUUUAGGUUGAGAGCCUGGACAGAAUUUUUAAAGCUUACCAUCUGAUGAUUCUGAUCAUAACCUAGGUUUGGAAAUAGCUGCUGUCUAUAUCCUCCUAUAUCUUCCAUUGAUACCCUAGAAUUAAUGUAUGUUAGCUACUAGCAUUUUGUUUCCUUUUAGUUUAUUUAAUAAUUUAUCUGGCCCCUGGGGAAGUUUUCAUAUGUCUAUAUAUAUUUACCAAAAAGGUCAAUGUUAGAUUACCAAACUUGAUAUAGUUGCAGAAUUACUACAUAAGGACAUCAUUUUGGAGAACAUUACCCAGCCUGGGAACAGCCACCUGCUGCCCACGUGUCACAGUGGUACGCCAGGCUCAGUCACUGCCUUGGCUGUGAGGCACGCUCCUCUCCCUUCAGUUACCCUUCGGUAUGUGGCGGAAAUACUGGUAUUACCUAGUUUUGCAUCGAAGUUUUGGAUGUUGUGAAAAUACUGUCAGUAUCACCGUAAAAUAUAUUAGUGUGCUGGUUUUUCAGUAAAUUAUUUUAAAUUUCUAUUUAGUCCAUAUGUAAGUAAAGGAAUAUUUCAUUUUCCUUUUUAAACUUAUACCAGUUAUUGAUGUUUUUAAAGAGUGAGGUAUUUUAAAAAUUUUCCUUCAGUUUAUUAGGAAAAAUUCCAACAAUGAUAUUUUACAUAAUGGUACCUAGUACAGGAGCCUAACAGCUUAGGCAAAGCAAUUCACAUGCAGUCCUUCCCCCUGUUCUUAAAAUGUUUAUUUAUAUCACACAUAGAUUUUUACACUGAAUAGUGAAAAAUUAAGUAGGAUCUGCUAUAAUUUCCUUUUAAAAUUUAUAAAAAGCAUUGAGAUUAAAAAAGCAUUGAGAUUUUAAAAAGGUUAACUUUAAAUACAUGUGCACUACUUUAGAAAACUUGGCUGUUGACAAUAAAGUGCUAGUAUGUGAAAUUAUUAGUUCCAUUCAGAAAUUAUAUUUCUUCUAUUUCCUGGGAAUUUAUGGCAUAAUAAAGCAUAUUCAAAGUUUUAAUGUGUUUAUGAUCUUAUUUUCAAAACAGUAAGUUUAUUAACUAAAAUAAACAUGACUUAUCUCCCUGAUUUCUGACAUGUAUUAAGGCUUACAAAGUAAUCUCCAUUUUAUUCUUCUAGAAUUGUCAUUAACUUUAUUGCACUACAGUUGCCUUUAGAGGGGAAAAGGGUGGCAUUUUGUGUAUUUCUAAGGGAAUUUACUAAAUCUAGAGAUUAGCACUGUUACACCGGCUCAAACAGUUUAAAACAUAGAAAAUUAGGUAUUGGGGCAGAUACAUGAAAUCAAUGUAUUCUUUUUAUUUUAAAGUAACUUUUUAAUUGUGGUUAUUAAAGCAAUGUAUUCUUAAGGUGAAAAACCUACCUCAUUUAUAAGUCGCUUAUAGUUUCACAGUUAAUCUGGAUUUUUAUAAUUAGAAAUUAAAAUGUAACAUUUGAGUCCAUUAAUACUUUGUUGAAAACAAUGCAAGUCAGUAUAAUAGACAUGCCCAUAUGUUCAACAUUGUAAUACGAAACAGGAAAGACUUUGGGUUUGAUCAUUGAUCUGGUGUUCUAGACAAUAGUCAUAUGUACAGUGAUAGUCCUCUUUUAUCUUUUUUAUAGUUUUAUAAUAUUGAGUCAGUGCUUAGUAAGUUCCAUGCAGUAUUGGCCCUUAAUAACUGUUCAUGGUUUUGUUAAUAGCCUGUUACAAGAUUCAGGCAUAUAUUUUCGCUUUGUAGUAAAAGAAACCAACACACCAGCUUUCAAUUGGGAGCAGUAGUAAGUGAGAAGGAACUAGCAUUCAGGAAUCAGAACUUUAAAAUAACAUGUCAAAGUCAGCGCUAAACAUUCUUCUAUUGUAUCUAAACCAUUCCUAAUAUGUAACAGUAAGCUUGACUUCCUUUGCUUUGGAACUGUGCUCACUCUCUUAAGGAAAGGGCAUCCCAUCAACCAGCAUUGUAAUUUGUGUUACUUGUCUGAGAACUAGUGCCACUUUUGUUGUUCUGUUAAACUGAAAGCAUAAUACCAAUAGACAACAAACGUCUUGCUCAUCAGGUGCCUUCCCGCCUUUUGUUAAAUUUCUCACUGAUGUAUAGAAGUUAGUUGUUUCAUUCUCAGUAUUAAGACUUGAAAAACUACCCAAGAAAACCUGAGCCCAUAUUGUUUUUGUUUUUGUUUUUGUUUUAUUUUACUUAGCUGGAUUGUUACAGCAUGUUAAAAUCAUAUCCCCAUUCUAAAAAUAGUUACGUGUGAGUAUGCGAGAGGACUAUGGAUGAGGAGUAUAAAUACAUUAAAUUUUCAUAUCUGUUCUUCUGGCAAGUAUUUAGUAGUCUACUAGGUAUAUCAUUAUAGUUAUUAUAGAGGUUUUUUAAAAAGGGACAUGGACCAGCCUUUCCAUUUAGCAGUGUACAAUCUAUGUAGUAUGUGUCAAUAGCACAAAAUACAAUCUUAAUUAGCAUUAGUUGGUCUAAUCUAAAUAGUUAAUUCAAAAGUGUAUUUUUGGUAUUAUCUAGCCAUUGUCUUUUAGGUCUAGUAAUAGGUACCAUUUAAUUUGCUGCAGCAUUUACUGAAUGGUGGAUUGGAAGACCUGAUGUAUAUUGGGAAGUAUCUUACCAUAAUUCAUUUAGGUAAUUGUGCUUUAUGAAAAGAACAUUGUUAAGGAAUUUAUAGCAGUAAUAAAGUAGAAACAGUUCAGUGCACUUCAGAUACACCAACCUGUUAAUGGUAUGCUCUCUAUACAUUAUUGAUUACUGGUUGUUUUAAGACAUUUACAUCUAACAGUUCACAUACAGGCACAUACUAUUUUGGUAAUAAUAGAAUGUUAGUGAUGAUCACUCGAUGGACACCGAUUAUGUGCCUGUUUUGUCUUGAAUCUCUCUCUAGAUGCCUAAUAGAUGUAUAUUACCUUUUUUGGUGAAAUUUUUUUUGACAGAUCUGCCUAUUUUAUUCAGGGUUUUUAUUAUGUUUUUCUUCUAAGUUUAAGUAUCAGAUGGCUGUUAUUAUCAGCAAAAGCCAUAAGAAAACUAAAAUUUAUUGUUUUGUUGAAAAAUCAGUUAAUUCAGGUAAUUAAACAUUUGAGGAAAACACCUGGAUAAUUUAUUGACCACAUUAAUACUGUGUAGGGAGCUUUCAUAAUUCCCAUUGCAUAGGUUUUGUUAUGGAGUAGUCAACGAUAUAGAUUCAUUCUUAAAUACUCAAUGAAAAAAUAAAUUUUCAUUUAUUUUUCAACACUAAUUAUGUUUUUAUUCCUGAACUAUCAGUAAAACUCUGACCAUCAGUUUUAUUUUUGAAGUUAAGGGAUAAUGCAAAUAUUCUAAUUAACUUGUGUACCUCUUACCGAAAGAGUAUGCAGUACUUUUAAAUCUUUAGUAUAUAUUAUUAUAGAAAGAAUAAUGUUUUAAAAAACAAAAAUGCAGUGUUGAUAAGAUCUGUAUACAUUAAUGGUGGGACUUCUUGAAUAAGUGAGGAAGUGUACAAAUGUUCAAUCUGAUUGAAAAUUUUUAGUUGUGUUUUAAAACUACACGAAUAAUUCCUUAAUUCAAAAUUGGAGCUGUUCCCAACUAAAUCUGAUGGUGUUCAAAGAAUUUCAGGCCCUUCAUAGUUUGAAAAAGAUAAGUAAGGGUCUGGGAAUGUAAAAAUCUGGUCUUUGUUUUUUGAGUAAAUGGUUUACAUAACCUUUUGCUAAUGUGUCAUUCUUCAUACACCUGCACAAGCUAAUCAGUCUUCUUUACUUCUAGAACUCUAAAUUAAUCUUGUCAGUAAUGUCAUACAUGUCUAACAAGUGAACAAGCAUCCUUCAGUCAGACUGUUUAGAUAAUGUCUCAAGUCCUUAUAUAAGAACCUACUCCAUUAGCAAGCCUAUUGAAAAAAUUUGCAAGACCUUUUAGUCUUAAUUGUAUCUGGAAGCCUUAUCUUAGACUUCAUCAAAUUCCUAUUUUUUUUCUUCUGGAUUCACUCUGUGCAUACACACAAUUCUGUCAGUAGCUGUAUACUACCAAUAUACUAAUCUCAUGUGUCUGGUUUUUCUUUUCACCUCUACAAGAGGUUAGUUACCUUUUCUUCCUGGUCAACUUCUUGGAAAGAAUUUAUAUGAUGUUGGACCUUCAUGUUAAAGAGAUAGGACUGGUUAUAAUAUCCUUUACAAUCCAUUUUAUUUUGAUGUCUAACCAGAUAACGUUGAAAAGGAAGCUAGAAGGCAAAACUUCCCUUUUAAUACUGGACAAAAUGCAAAAUGCACAGUUUUAUUCUUUCAAAAAACUUGUGUGGCUGAAUAAAGAUGCAUUUAAUAAAGGAAGAAACUACCUACUUGAUAUCAUAGAUGAGAGAUAUGAAAAAAUUAAUAUGAACCAGUUAGUAAAAGUAGAUUGGACUUUGACUUUACACAUGUGAAAGAAAAGCAAAAUAAGAAUUUUGUGUUAUUCACAUUAAAAUGUGCAGAAUUAUUCAGUAUAAGUUAUAGUCUUAACACAUAUAUAAGCAGUUGCUUUACUGUUUAGACAUAUCAUGGGACAUGAAAUCCACAGCCUUUAUGUUACAGGUUUAUAUCUAGAGAAAUAUUUGCAUUCCUUUAAAAUGUGAACUAUUUACUGUGGUUAAACAAAGGUACAUGAUGUCAUCUGUGGACAUCUUGGCCUUAUGGAAACAAAUUAUUAAGAAAAGUUAAUAGGCAUCUGAUUUAUCAUUCUUGUAGUACAAGAGUGUAACCAAAGCUAUCAGAGCCAUAGGAAAUUCCAUUUUCUUUUAAGAACCUGAAAAUCACUUUUGGUAAAAAUGCAUUUGUUUGAUAUGUAGUGUUAAAGAAAGUUGGAAAAUUACUAGUUUUCCAUAGAAAAUUGAAAGACUCAUGUGUGGAUGAUUUGGAACAAUGAACAACAUCAAUAAUUUAAAGUAAAAUUAUGCCAGUAACUGUCACAUUAACCGCACUCUUUAAAGUGAAUCAGUGAAAAUUGUAAUGGGAUGAGUGAAUGGACAUUUUGGAAAUGCUAAAUGAUUGUCAUAGGGGGCCUAAAAGUGCCUUUUGUUUCUUGCAGCUCCUGUAAGAUCAGUGUAUGGCUUAAGGCUUAAGAGGUUCUGCUAAGCAUAGUGACUCACUUAGUUAACAAUUUGAGCACAACUGUAACCCUAAUGUAGUAUAGCACAAGAACAUUAAAUAAUUAGUAAUUCAGUAGCUGUGUUUGCCAGGCAUUGUGUUAAGUGCUGUGAUACUUUUUUAUUCACUUCUUUAAAACUUGUGCAAGCUACAGAUUGGGAAGAGUAAUUUGCUCAAAGCCACAAAGCAGUGCUUUGUGCUUAUGCUGUGAUAUAUUCACUUUUAUGAUGUAAUCAUUGUCCUAUUAAAUACUAAUAAUUCUCAAAGUGUGGUCCCCAUACUAGUAGUAUUGGCUUCACUUAGAUACCUAUUAGAAAGAGAAACUCCCGACACCUGAAUGAGGUGAGGCUCGGCAAUCUAUGUUUUAACAGGCCCUUCAGGUAAUUCUGAUGCAGGUCAAAGCUUGUAGAUUUGCAUUGCACAUUUCUAUUUUUAAAUAAAGAUCUGGGGGUUUCUUUUUGGACAGUGUAUAAAUAAUAUAACAUGAACUUAUAAAAAAAAAAAAAAAAGGAAUCUUUUCAUUGUUGCUUAUAUUGCAAAAGACUGUAUCAGGAAAAGCCCCAGCAUGGAUACUGGCAGCUUGACAUCACUACAUUAGUUUAGUGUUAUCUCUGGAACUCAAAUGGAUUCUUAAGUCCAAGAGACUGUGGAAUGAAAUCUUUGUUUUACUGUGUUAAGCUCGAUCUCUGUUAUUGUCUAAAGGUUUUUGGUAACAAUAAUGCAUUUUUUUUCAAAUUUUAAAACUUUAUUGGAAUAAAUAAAUGUAUGUUUCAUCACUUA